This is a messenger RNA of Periophthalmus magnuspinnatus, 642 nucleotides long. RefSeq names its product calcium binding protein 7b (gene cabp7b). The record is from RefSeq and is a predicted model, not a curated record. The transcript is spliced from 5 exons. Gene Ontology annotation, molecular function: calcium ion binding. Bases 1 to 642 code for a protein of 213 amino acids. NCBI's taxonomy places the organism in Eukaryota, Metazoa, Chordata, Actinopteri, Gobiiformes, Gobiidae.
AUGCCAGUGCGCGCCGUCACCACCAGGUUCAUGUACAAGGGACUUUGCACUAUUCCAGAUGUCCUCUCCUACCGGACCCCUGUUAACCUGCCCGAGGACGAGGUGGAAGAGAUCCGUGAGGCCUUCAAGGUGUUUGACCGAGAUGGAAACGGCUUUAUCUCGAAGCAGGAGCUGGGGAUGGCCAUGCGCUCGCUCGGGUACAUGCCCAACGAGGUGGAGCUGGAGGUCAUCAUUCAGCGACUGGACAUGGACGGGGACGGUCAGGUGGGGUUUGAAGAGUUCGUGACUUUGCUCGGGCCUAAACUGUCUGCGGCCGGGAUGCCAGAUAAAUUCCACGGUGCAGAUUUUGAUUCAGUUUUCUGGAAGUGUGACAUGCAGAAGUUGACCGUGGACGAGCUGAAGCGGCUGCUGUACGACACGUUUCGAGACCAUCUCACCAUGAAAGACAUCGAGCACAUCAUCAUGACCGAGGAGAACCAUCUGAACAGCCCCGAGAGCCACGUGGACAUCGACACCAGCCCCACGCAGCAGGAGAAACACACGUGUGUGCGCAAAAGUCUGAUUUGUGCCUUCGCUAUCGCGUUCAUCAUCAGCGUCAUGCUCAUCGCAGCCAAUCAGAUGCUCCGCCGCGGCAUGAAGUGA